AUGCUGAACCACCGAGUAAAAAGCCCACUACCACCGAAACCUACUGCCACCGCAGGAUUGUUGCUGAUGAUGUUCGCUCCGUUGUCGGCAGUGGCUCAGGCCACACUGGAAGAGAUCAUUGUUACUGCGCAAAAGCGAGAACAAUCCGUACAGGACGUGCCCAUAUCCAUCACGACUGUCGGCUUGGACGCGCUGAACAACAACAUCGUCAACAACGUCUACGACCUCCAGGCAGCGGUUCCCGCAUUGCAGGUUCAAGCGGUUGAUCCGCCUGGGCAGGGCACUGCUUUUGCGCUGCGGGGUUUGGGCAACUCUGUAUUUAACCUGGGGUUUGAUCCAGCAGUCGCCACCUUUGUUGAUGGCAUUUAUCGCAGUCGCUCAGGGGUUAUUGCGUCAUCGGAUUUUCUCGACCUGGAACGCGUUGAGGUGCUUAAGGGUCCUCAGGGCACCCUAUUUGGCAAAAAUACCACUGCGGGUGUGGUCCACUUUGUCAGUCGCAAACCCGAUUUUGAGGGCAAUUCAGGCCGCAUCGAGAUUGGCGCUGAACAGUACAGCCGGUUUCGUUUCAAAGGCUCUACCAAUAUCGUCGCCAGCGAUACCGCGGCCUUUCGCAUUGGCGCCACCUAUAACAAAGGCGACGGCUGGCUGGAUUUGAUUGGCUCUGGUGAGGAAAUUCACGACAGAGAUCGCUUUACCAUUAAGGCCCAGGGGCUUUUUCAGCCGGCGGAAAAUCUGUCGAUUCAUCUGAUUGCCGACUACUCAUCGGCCAGCGAAAUUUGCUGCACGCCGCUGCGCAAUACUAAUAGUCCGCUGGCUGGCCCGGUGAACGGACCGGCAGCCGGCGCCGUAGGAUCCGGCAUUGUCGAUCCGCCCAACCUGGACAAUCUGUUGGCCGAGUCCAACAGACCACCCCAGUUUGAGGCCGACGAUUUUGGAUUGUCAGCCGAAAUCAACUGGUCAAUCGAUGAUUCGCUGACCCUGACCUCUAUUACGGGUUACAGAGACUACGAAGACAGCGCUGACAAAGACAACGAUUUUACUGGCGUCGACGUUCUGCGCAGUAACCAGGAUUUGCCAGAAGUCAGCCUGUUUUCUCAAGAGCUGCGCCUGGCAGGCAGCACUGAGUUUUCCAGCGGUCGCUCGUUUGAUUGGUUGGUGGGGGGCUACUACUCCCAGGAAAAUAUCGAGCUGGUCAAUGAAUUUAUCUGGGGCCCGCAAAUCACCCUGUUUCCGUUUUUUGCUCCCGGUUUAUUCGGUAACACGCCAGGCCGAGCAUUUCUGCACAACAUUGAGCAAGAGAUCGAUAGCACAGCGAUUUUUGCUCACGGCGUUUUUGAACUGACCGAUGCGGUAAACCUUACGCUGGGUUUUCGGUAUUCCGAUGACGAGAAAGCCGGCUCUAUGGUCAGCGAUCACCCCCUGACCAAUGCCUUUGGGCUGUUCAACAGCCUGCCCCUGUCAGUGGUGUACGACUACGACACUACCUUUGAGGACAGUGAGCCGACCUACUCGGCGACCAUCGACUGGAAACCCAACGACAACUCCAUGCUGUUUGCCACCUACAGCCGCGGCUAUAAGUCCGGCGGCAUCAGCAUGACGCGGGACGCCGCCGGUUCAGCCGUUACCUUUGGUGAUCCGAUGUUGGGCUGCGCCCCCGGGUUCACCGCAAUCCCCAUGUCUCCAUUGUGCUCAGGUCCGGUGUUCGACCCCACGUUUGAGCGAGAGGAAGCCAACCACAUCGAAGUGGGCUACAAAGCCGACCUGAUGGCCGGUCGCCUGCGUUUGAAUGUGGCGGCAUGGAAUACCGACUUUGAAAACCUGCAAACCCAAACGCUGCGUUCGGACGGGGCGUUUGCGGUGGUGAACAUUGAAGGUGCCACCUCUCAGGGCCUGGAAAUUGAGACCCAGUUCGCCGCCACAGAAAAUCUGAACCUCAAUGCAUCCAUCCAGUUUCUGGAUGCCACCUUCGACGACGGAUUGCCCGCCCUGACCCCCGGCUUUUCCGCCCCUGGGAGGCGGCCCUUCGAAGGUUCAGCCUGGCGCUUUUUCGCCAGCGCCAAUGCGUAUUACCGAACAGACUAUUUCAACUUCACCGAGCCGAACCCGGCGUUUGUCCAGGACGGUUAUACGCUGGUGAACUUGCGCCUGGGCGUGCGCAACGACAACUGGGAUUUUGCGGUUUGGUGCCGAAACUGCGGCGACGAACGGGUGACCUGGAGCAACUUUGCGCUGCCCUUUGACGGAAUUGUACUGGCUCCACCAGGUACUGACCUGGGCACCCGUUUCUCACACGUUGCCGAGCCCAGCAUCGUAGGCGCAUCGGCCAACUAUCGAUUCUGA
This is a messenger RNA of Nerophis lumbriciformis (worm pipefish), 2340 nucleotides long. NCBI's taxonomy places the organism in Eukaryota, Metazoa, Chordata, Actinopteri, Syngnathiformes, Syngnathidae. The record is from RefSeq and is a predicted model, not a curated record.